AGAAGCUGCAAUUGAUUGUUACAGGCAUAUGAAUGGCACAUUUCAGACAACAAGAUUUACACAACUUAUUUGGCCUUUCCCCUUUUCAUACAGCUUGUGUUUCAUAGUGUACAGAGCCAAUGAGACACUGCACUGCCGUAUUGGUACAGCGGUACAGUAUAAUUGGAUAAUGUGGCCAUUCAACUUAAAACCAUCUUCGUGCCUCUUGUUAAACAACCAAAGUAUUUACUGCAUAGAUGAGCACCAAACACUCUAUAAUAAUGAUUCAAAAGUAGUUCCUCCACUUCAAUGGUCAUAUGAAUUAGUUCUUAUUGAGUGGCCUUUCCCAUUUUCAUUUUUAUGUCGCAUGUAUAACAAUGAGACACUGUAUUGUUACCCUUAUCAAAGAGGUGGAUUAUUUCGUAGUAUAAUACUAAAGUGGCCGUUCUCAUUCAUUUCUUUUAAAACCUGUGACUAUAAUAAUGCCUUUAGCUUGACUUGCUAUAUUCAGAGGAAUCCAAAAAUAUCUACUAAACUAGCAAAGUUGAAUUGGCCCUUCAGGACUGUGGCAAUUAUUUGGCCCUUCACAUUUUCUCCUCUUAGAUGCCGUCCAGGCCAGAACAAAACUCUUUAUUGUCCAAUACUGCGACAGUUUCAACAUCACUAUGCACAACUUCAAUGGCCAUUCCCAUUCUCUCCCUAUCACUGUAUAUACAGACGAAGAGGCAUGCUACAUUGCUACUUGAAGAGUAAUGUUACUUUGGUAGAGUCAACCCCAUUGACAUGGUCAUUUGAUGUAUUUGAGUUAAAAUGGCCCUUUCCAUUUGCUCUAAGAUACUGUAAUAAUAUACAGACUGACCAAACAAUUCUUUGUUACAGAUCAUCAAAGGGUGAGCUGUUUGUGAAACUUGAAGUUCAAUGGAACUUUCCCUUUCCAUUAGCAGCAUGUGUGCUGGAUUAUACAAGACAUCAGCUCACUUGUUACAUGAACACAAUGUCAAAUAAAUCUAUUACUGCUCAUACUGGAUUGGAGGCAUCAAAAUGGUUGUUCAGGACAGUUUCAGUAAAAUGGCCUUUUUUAUUUUCACCUUUAAUGUGUAAUUUAUUUACAAAGGCCACUGGUGAUGAAGUGUUCUUUUACUGCAUAAAUACUCAUGGCAAUAAAACAAUUGCACAUUAUUGGCCAUUUGAGUUCUCUCCAUAUCAGUGCA
Owenia fusiformis is the source of this 1190-nucleotide messenger RNA. The record is from the annotation of a GenBank genome assembly. NCBI's taxonomy places the organism in Eukaryota, Metazoa, Annelida, Polychaeta, Sabellida, Oweniidae.